This is a messenger RNA of Oikopleura dioica, 1083 nucleotides long. The record is from the annotation of a GenBank genome assembly. Lineage: Eukaryota; Metazoa; Chordata; Appendicularia; Copelata; Oikopleuridae.
AUGGGCGCCAGCCAAGUUCGAAAAUACCUCCGCUACCGGACCAGCUUCGUCAAGCAAACUGGCGAAGCUGACGCUCGUUUUCCCAAGCUCCAAAUUUGCUCUUCCAGUCUUCACUCUCGCAAGAAAAUCAAAGAGAAUUACCCUUAUUUGCCAAAACUAGCGCUUGACGAGUUUUACGGAAAGUCAGUGAAUAUGUACGCGGCGAGAAGACAUCAUCACGAGGCGGAUUUUAAUAUUUCGACGAUUAAAUUGUCCAGAAAUUUGAACUGGACAAUGCUUGACAGUAUUGAUCUUCGAGAAUUCAUCAGCUCCACAACGCCGGAAUACUUCAUCGCGACAUGCAAAAUUGAGCUUUUCGACUGCCGAACAUUUUGGCGCCAAGUUCAAACCUUCCACGGCUCUUGCAUCGCUCUGAAUGUAACUGAAGCUCUUUGGCAGCAUUACUUCCUCCAGACUGGAGACAGUAAAUCAAUGGAAGAAUUUGAGAAGAGCUUUUCCGAGACGCUGAAAUACUGGAGUAAUGUGCGACUUACUCUUGCUUUUAACCGAACAGAUGUGACAAAUGGUUGGAGCGCUAUCAAGUGGCCUCUGUUCCUCCAACUUGCCCAUGACGACGAAGAAUACGCAUCAUCAAAUACAUAUGCAAUGACAGAAGAUCUAAUCCCUGUCCUGAAAGUAGUCACCACGGAAAUCGAGCUCCUGGGACAUCCCUUUUCCGAAUGCAUCUCAGAAAGCAAAACAAAACAAAUUUACGCUGUGAAAAUCAACCCAGAAGACACGGAACUAGUCUCAAUCGAUGAACCAGGCAUGUCUCUUGUGAGCAUCAAUUUGGAUCUAAAAAAGCCCCCUUACGAUAAAAACGUCGAAAUCCCAAAAUACAAGAUUGAAGAUCUCAUGGCGGAUAUUGGCGGAAUGCUGACCUUGUUCUUGGGACUGACGAUGGUGGAGAUCGGACAGGGGCUGAUUUUUUGCAUCAAAAAGGCGAUCAAGAAAAUUUCACGAAGGAGAAAGAAGAAUAAAGUCCUAUUUUCAAUGCGAGAUGGACAAAAAAGUAAUGUCCAAAUUCAUGUCAAAAAAAUUUGA